UUCCUAGGUGGGUAUUGCCUUGGCCUCAGUCACAACCCAACAAGCGAACGGAAAAGUCAAAUUUUUUAAUUUCCCUACUUUUGACAAAGACGGUACAAAAAUUAGUUAAGAAACUUUUUGAAAAAAUAAUCGUCAAACAUGUCGGAUGUGGACGACACGGAGUUUGACACCGCGGACUCGGGCGCCUCGAAGACCUUUCCCAUGCAGUGCUCGGCCUUGCGGAAGAAUGGCUUCGUCAUGCUGAAGGGCCGCCCGUGCAAGAUUGUGGACAUGUCCACUUCGAAGACGGGAAAGCACGGACACGCCAAGGUCCACUUGGUGGGCGUGGACAUUUUCACCCAGAAGAAGUACGAGGACAUCUGCCCCUCGACCCACAACAUGGAUGUGCCGCACGUGAAGCGCGAGGACUACCAGCUGAGCGACAUCAGUGAUGAUGGCUUUGUCACCCUGAUGUCGGACAACGGGGAGAUUCGCGAGGAUCUCAAGGUUCCGGACGGGGAACUGGGUGGAGCUAUUCGCUCCGAUUUCGAGGAUGGCAAGGAUCUCCUCUGCACUGUGCUGGCGGCCUGUGGGGAGGAGUGCGUCAUCGCGGUGAAGAACAACUCUGGAUGAGGCGAGGGAGGGAGUCAAUCAGACUAAGGCGGAGGAACACUGAUUACAUAUAUUAAAAAUAAAACUCUGAAGGGAAAA
This is a messenger RNA of Drosophila eugracilis, 690 nucleotides long. RefSeq names its product eukaryotic translation initiation factor 5A-like. The transcript has a single exon. Bases 139 to 612 code for a protein of 157 amino acids. Gene Ontology annotation, biological process: positive regulation of translational elongation; positive regulation of translational termination. NCBI's taxonomy places the organism in Eukaryota, Metazoa, Arthropoda, Insecta, Diptera, Drosophilidae. The record is from RefSeq and is a predicted model, not a curated record. Gene Ontology annotation, molecular function: RNA binding; ribosome binding; translation elongation factor activity.